Aspergillus campestris IBT 28561 is the source of this 3329-nucleotide messenger RNA. RefSeq names its product putative protein kinase Scy1. The transcript is spliced from 2 exons. The coding region runs from base 267 to 3110 and encodes 947 amino acids. Gene Ontology annotation, biological process: protein phosphorylation. Lineage: Eukaryota; Fungi; Ascomycota; Eurotiomycetes; Eurotiales; Aspergillaceae. Gene Ontology annotation, molecular function: protein kinase activity; ATP binding. The record is from RefSeq and is a predicted model, not a curated record.
CUGGGAUUGACAUGAGAAUAACUUGACAUACGGCCGAUUGAUUCUCCCCCUUUGCAGAUACCAUCGUCUGUGCAUUAUUUACUUUGUUUCUUCGGACCUGUCCACAUCUCCAACAAGCCACAUUGAGAAAUCAGGCUGCAGCUUCCGGGGGCGUACCGAGUUACCAUACAUAACUAUUGCUCCGUGACAACGUCGGUUCGACUUUACAGCUGCGCUGUUGGCAUUGAUUAUUUGAGUCUCAUGCCAGGGCGGUCAGAGGAAAGACAAUGUUUUCCUCGCUCAAGUCCCUGAGUUCGAACAUAUCAACGAACUAUCAAAUUGCCCCCCACUCGACGGUGAUCUCUGGCCCAUGGCGUAUCCAUGAUGGAAAGAAGAAAUCUACGGGGACCGCGGCGUCCAUCUUCAUCUUUGACAGAAAGCUUCUCGAGCCUCGAUCUAGUGGCCUUGGUGGUCGUUCCAGCUCGUCCACGAAAAAGGCCCAGGAGGAUGUCGUCGAACGACUGAAGCGGGAAGCCAGCAAUCUCGCCCGUCUUCGACAUCCGUCUAUUCUCCAGGUUCUGGAGCCAAUAGAAGAAACGCGCAAUGGCGGUCUUAUGUUCGCCACGGAGCAACUCACCACUUCGUUGGCUGGGCUUCUAAAGGAGAAAGAUGCCCAGGAAGGCUCGUCGAGACAUGGUGCGCGGUCCAGUCGCUUUACGGUGGAGGAGACGGAUGGAGGCCAAGGCCGGAGAGAUCUCGAUAUCGAUGAGCUAGAGAUCCAAAAAGGGCUGUUGCAGGUUGCCAAAGGUCUCGAGUUCCUCCACGGAUCGGCUGGUCUCGUCCAUGGCAACUUGAACCCGGAAGCCAUCUACAUCAAUUCCAAAUCAGACUGGAAAAUCUCCGGCCUUGGCUUUGCUGGGCCUUCCGAUCCCAACGAGACGCGAACCUCGCUACCGCCGCUGGCUCUGUCAGAAGUGCUUCACCAGGAUCCACGACUUCCUCCUUCUGUUCAGCUGAAUCUGGACUUCACUUCCCCAGACUUUGCGCUGGACUCUAAUGUCUCCCCGUCUGCGGACUUGUUCUCUCUUGGGCUUGUCAUCGUGGCCUUGUAUAACUCGCCUCACGCUUCUCCGUUGCAGACACAUUCCAGCGUCAACUCUUACAAGAAAUUGCUUAGCUCGCCGUCCACGACGCCUUCCCAGGGAAAUAACUUUCUCUGUUCAGGCUCCAUCCCCAACGAUCUCCUUACCCAUGUCUUGCCCAGGCUGAUCACGAGGCGGCCGGCCCAGCGGUUAGACGCCCGAGAGUUCCAGCAGUCUCCAUAUUUCGAUAAUAUACUGGUCUCCACACUGCGUUUCUUGGAAUCACUACCGGCCAAAACUCCGAGUGAAAAGUCGCAGUUCAUGCGGGGCCUCCAGCGGGUACUCCCAGAGUUUCCCGUAUCUGUACUGGACAGAAAAUUACUAGGUGUACUCCUAGAAGAGAUGAAAGACAGGGAGCUCCUGUCACUCAUUCUGCAAAACGUCUUUGCCAUUUUGCAGCGCAUCCCGAAUGCCCGCCGCACAUUCCCCGAGAGGGUAAUUCCCCGACUCAAAGAAGUGUUCCCAACGGGCAAAGGGGCGGUCCAGGAUCGUGACUCUAAGCGAGAAGCGGGUCUCAUGGUUGUCCUCGAGAAUAUGAAUAUUGUGGCGGAAAAUUGCCCGGGCAAAGAAUUCAAAGAUGAUAUUCUUCCUUUGAUUCGACUGGCUAUGGACUCUCCUACUCAUUCUCUAGCUGAUGCUGCCAUCAAGUGCUUGCCCAUCUUUCUACCCACUCUCGACUUCAGUACCGUGAAGACCGAAGUUUUCCCUCCAAUUGCCGCGACAUUUAGCAAGACAAACAGCCUAGGCAUCAAAGUCAGCUGUUUGGAGGCAUUUACUGUUCUCUGCGGGGGCUCUAAGGACGGUGAGGACGUGGCUGAAGAUGACUUGACCGGUAUAAUUCCAAAAGGCAAACCGCAGCCAACUAGAUCAUCCAUCUUGGACAAGUAUACAAUCCAAGAGAAGCUUGUUCCGUCCUUGAAGGCCAUCAAGACGAAAGAGCCCGCUGUUAUGAUGGCCGCGUUGGGCGUGUUCCAACAGGUUGGCAAGGUUGCCGACACGGAUUUUAUCGCCUUGGAAAUUCUUCCAGUCAUCUGGAGUUUUAGCCUUGGCCCCCUUCUUAAUCUCCGCCAGUUUGAACAAUUUAUGGCCUUGAUCAAGAAUCUCUCUUCCAAGAUCGAACGCGAGCAUACCAAAAAACUCAAGGAACUGUCCUCAGGGGGGGAUUCUGGUGGGUUCCAAAAUGGCACCGGAAGCUCUUCUAAAACCCCCGAUGCCUUCAUGGCGAUGGAUACAGAUCCGACAAGGAACAACUUUGAGCGCCUGGUCCUCGGCCGCGGAUCCACAGCUUCAAAGGGCCAGGAUCUCGACAACUGGGGUAGCCUGAUGGCCGAAGCACCAGCCGCCCAACCUUCUACCUCGCGGCCUUCAUCCACGGCAUUAUCAUGGUCGUCCCAACCCGCUCGUCCCAAUGCCAUGGGAAGCGCAUUGUCCAGCCAACCGAACCCGAGCAUGCGUUCCAUCACUCCGGACUUCAAUAUGGGCUCUUUCCCAUCCCUGCAGCCCGCUGCGGCGCAGAAAUCCCCGGCGACAUCGGCUUUCCCACCAUUGCAACCCUCUCCGUCUCCCAGCUGGAGCGCUAUGAAUUCCCCCAACAACCAGUAUACAUCCCCAGCGAGUAACCUGCCUAGCCCUGGGUUGGGAUCGAUGGCCAGCAUGAAGCCGUCCAACUCUUCUUUUGCUGGAAACCUUUCGCGGCCGACUACCAAUUUCUCUGCCUUUUCCAUUCCCCCGCCUCCAUCUACUCAGGGUUCGAUGGGGUCAUUCUCUGGAAGUAGCGGCCUCUCCAAUGCUCCAAUGGUCCCACCACCGCCUCCAUCUACCCAGGGCUCGAUGGGGUCAUUCGCAGGGACUGGCGGUCUCUCCAAUGCACCAAUGGCCUCACCAGGCAGGACCAACCCUUCCAGUCCGUUUCAAGGCAAUACUAAUAACUCGUCACAACCGCAAGGGGGUGCGAAAAAAGGCCUCGACAAAUAUGAGAGCCUAAUAUGAGCAACGUGAAGUGCACCUCCACUAUCACACCCCUCGCUCUGCUUUCUUCUUACAAUAAUUUUUCUUUGUGUUUUCCUCGUUCGCAUUUAGCCAGAAACUCUUGGGUCGUCUCUAUCUACCAUGUAGAUUUUGUUUCAUAUAUGGACAUUCAAGCAUUAUUCCCCGAUAGUUUUGGGCGAGAAUCAACAAAAGGAUGGCAAAAUCCCCCUGAUAUUGGAC